This is a messenger RNA of Mesorhabditis spiculigera, 4929 nucleotides long. NCBI's taxonomy places the organism in Eukaryota, Metazoa, Nematoda, Chromadorea, Rhabditida, Rhabditidae. The record is from the annotation of a GenBank genome assembly.
AUGUUGGAGCUAGUGAUGAUCUCCGACUGUGGCAAUUUGCUGUUCAUGAUUUUUGGAGGAGCCGUCCCGAAAAUUACCGGCUGCACAGAUAUUGGCCACAAUAUCACGGCGAACUGGAGUCCAACCGAUUUUUGCGAGGCUUACCAUGGUCGAAAAGCGAAUACCCCCAGCUGCAACCCGAUCAUCGAGCCGGAAUUCACCUCGAUCAACGUCGAGUUCGGUUUGCUUUGUGAUGAUGCCAACGGGAUCAAGGAGAGCACAUCAGUACAGAUGAUCGGCUACGUGGUCGGCUCGCUAUUCUGGGGACAGUUCUCGGAUAUGUUUGGCCGAAAAAUGACGAUGAUGGUGACGCUGAUCGCAAAUGGGAUCCUCGGCAGCAUCUCCGGCUUUGUGCCCGACUUGACGACGUUCACCAUUCUGCGCAUCUUCAUCAGCCUCUUCUUCACCGGGCACUUGGUCAUCGACAUGGUCUAUUUUUGCGAGACGAUACCAACAAAGCACCGUCUCUGGCUGGCCUUCGUCCUCAACUGGUCCCCGAAUUUCAUCGUUGUCGCGAUUAUCGCUUGGUUUUGCGGUGAUUGGCGCGUCUUCUCCGUGGCGCUGAACGUCAUCUGCUUUGCGGCUGCUGGGUUGAUGUGUUUCUGUGCCGAACCCCCACACUGGCUCCUUCGACAAGGGAAAAUCGACGAGGCUCGAAAAGUGGUGAAGUACAUCUACAAGUUCGACGGCGCCGAGCUCGACGAGGAGUCCCUUGAGCAGAUGCUGGUGUGGGAGCAGCGAAAGCUAGAGCUUCUCCCAAAAGAGCGCUUCUGGUUCCCGCACCUCUUCUGCACGUGGAAGCUGUGCGGCUACACUGCCGCCGUGUUUUUGAGCUACUUUCAAGCCUCGUUCGUCCAGUACGCGCUGUUGUUCAACAUGGAAGACAUUGGAGGAUCGAUUUUCGUGAACACGAUGGUGAUGGGCGUGCUUCGCGUCGUCAUCAAUCUCUUCUCGGCGGCCGGCGACAUCUUCUUGCCCUGGCUCGGACGAAAGAAGGCCCACAAAUUCUUCUGCCUCUACAGCGGUGUCACGCUGGUCAUCGCGCUUGGGGCUGAGAUUUUUGGCGCUUCCGGCAACUGGUCGAACGUCAUCCGCUUCAUGCUCCUCUCCACGGCUUCUAUGGUCUGCCAAAUGUUCGCCGUCGUCAGCGUCGUGUGCAACGAGAUUUUCCCAACCCCCAUCCGCAACGUCGCCUACGCAAUGACGCAGAUCGCCGAGAGCUCGGCUGCUGCGUUGGGGCCACUGGUUUUUAUCUUGAACGGCGUCGGCCAGUGGCUGCCCCUCAUGCUGAUGACGAUCAUCGUCUUCGCCGAUCUGAUCGUCUUCCACUUUUUGGUCCCCGAGACGAAGGACCUCCCGCUCGCCGAUGCGAUGCCCGACGGAGGAGUGUCGCAUCGGGAUAUUCAAAAAAGACAACUCCAUGCGCCAAUUUCCAACUACCUCGUGCUCAAACGACGCCUCGGCUCCAGACUCGACCACCCAAUUAUCUCAAUUUGCUAUAAUUACCUCGAGAUUGCCGCCUAUUGGACGAGCCUAUGGUUUCUCAAGUCCGCCUGUCUUGGGUAUUCCUGCGAGAGGAUAUGUCAACGGAUAAGGAAGAGAUUCUUUGCUGCGAUCCUCAGCCACGAGAUCGAGUGCGCCCAAGAGCGCCUCAAAGAGGGCUUCGGCGAGAAGUUUGCGAACGUCUUCUACUAUGGCACACAGUGCUUUGCGGCCUUUGGAAUUGGGUUCUACUACGACUGGCGGUUGACCCUGGUGAUGAUGACGUUAACCCCAGUUGUUGCCACUGCUGGCUUCAUGUUUAAUAAGCUAGCCACUGAUGCCACCGCGCUGUCAGUGAAGUGGUAUUCAAAAGCGGGAAAAGUGGCUGAAGAGGCCCUAAGCUCAAUUCGUACCGUACUCUCCUUCAACGGCCAGGAGCACGAGUGCCAAAAAUUCGAGAAAAAUCUGGCAGACGGGUCCCGGGUUGAGAUCAAGAGAGCUGUAAUGAUCGGUGCCCUCUCAUCAAUAUCCUUCUCCUGUUUUGACGUAAUGUAUUGCGUCGCGUUUUACGUCGGAACCGACUACGUCUAUUGGGGAUUUUUGAGCCCACAAACCAUGGUUACGGUCCUAAUGACCGUCAAAUUCGGGUCGUAUUCACUUGGAUAUGUGAUCCCUGAGAUCGCGACUGUUAUUAAUGCGCUCGGGCAAGCUGGAGGGAUUAUGGAGAUUAUUGAUUCGGUCAGAACCCCUGAAGGAUGCGAAAAGCCGCCCUUCAUCUUGGGAAAAGUAGCAGUCAGAAAUGUCCACUUCACCUAUCCAAGUCGACCCGACGUACCAAUUCUCAAGGGAAUUUCCUUCGACUGUGACCCAGGCCAGACCGUGGCAUUGGUCGGAUCUUCCGGAUCCGGCAAAUCGACGAUUGUCCAGCUGCUACUACGGUAUUACCAACUGGAACUGGGACAGCUGACCAUCGAUGGUAUCCCGGUAGAAGACUACGACAUUGACUAUUUACGCAAGAUUGUGGGUGUCGUUAGUCAGGAGCCGGUGCUGUUCAACAACACUAUCCUGGAGAACCUCCUCUUCGGCAACCCCAACGCUACCGACAAGGACAUCAACUCGGCACUCAAAAAGGCGAAUGCACUCGGGUUCAUUAACGAGUUUCCGGAGGGCCUGAAGACCCUCGUCGGAGACCGAGGGACUCAAAUGUCUGGAGGCCAAAAACAGAGGAUCGCCAUCGCCCGAGCCCUGCUGAGGGACCCAAAAAUCUUGCUCCUCGAUGAAGCCACCAGUGCUCUCGACGCGGAAAGUGAAACUGUCGUGCAGCAGGCCCUGGAAAAUGCCAGCCGCGGUCGUACCACAAUUGUGAUCGCCCAUCGACUCUCCACCAUUCGAAAUGCCGACAAAAUUGUGGUGAUUCGACAUGGAGAGGUUGUUGAAACCGGACGCCACAGCGAGCUAAUGGAAGCUAGAGGCCACUACUUCGAUCUGGUCAACGCGCAAGUUUUCGCUGAUGUCGAAACCACGCCUACAAAAACCAACUAUCUACGCCAGCGUAGCAACCGAUUCUCCACGGGAAGCGAUUCGGUCGACGACAACGAUCCGGCGCACAGAAAUUUGGAUACUAUCGAUGAGCACGAGUCGGAGAUGGAUCGGUUGAAAAGAGAAAUCGAGGAAGAAGGCGUUGAAACCGUCGGCCUAUGGAAAAUCAUGAAAUAUAUUGGGCCCGAGAUGAAGUUUUUCUGGAUGGGGGUCAUUUGUGCCAGCUUGGAGGGAACCCUAUACCCACUUUAUGGGCUCUUCUACACCAAGGCUUUUGAGAUCUUUUCCGAGCCUGAUCAAGAACUCAUGCGAUAUCGUGGUCAUAUGGCUGCCCUGGCAUUUUUGCUGAUGAUGGUGUUGGACCUAACGUUCCCGUCGUUAGGGGCAAUCGGUUUCGGCGUCGUGGCGAGUCGUGUGACGGAGCGGUUGAGAAGCUUGACUUUUCGAAACGUGCUCAGCCAAUCCGCCGCCUAUUUCGAUUCACCCAAGCAUUCAGCUGGGAAAAUCUCAACCCGAUUGGCGACUGAUGCCCCGAAUAUCAAACAGGCCGUCGACCUCAAACUCGGGCAACUCCUGCGUGGAAUUGUCGCCCUGCUGGCCGGACUGGCCGGAGCUUUCUACUUCUCCUGGCACAUGUCGUUGCUCAUGCUCACCAUUAUCCCGAUCAUCACCAUCGCCGAGUACUUCUGGGAGAAGAGCUUUGGCAAGGAUACGGUAGAAGAUAUGAGGCUGAUGGAGGCGAGUGGAAAGGUAGCAAUGGAGUCGAUAGAAUCGAUUCGUACUGUCCAUGCCCUCUCUCUACAAGGCGUCAUGCACUCGAAAUAUUGUGCACUGAUCGAGCGGCCAUUUAAGACCAACAAGCGAAAAGCCAUCGUCCAAGGCCUAAUGUCCGCAGUUUCCACCGGAAUGCAACCCCUCACCGACGCUAUGCAAUACCGAUUUGGGGCGUGGCUUAUUGCCCGGAAUAUGAUCGUCAACCCGUUUGAUGCCUGGAGAGCCCAAUUCUGCCUACAGUACGCCUCAUACGCCAUGCUCAAGCAAGAAACGGCGAUUGAUGGGAUGAAGCGGAUAGGGUUUAAGUCCACGAGUGGAAAAGUGGAAUUCGAAAGCCUCCGAUUCGCCUACCCAGAAAGGAGCGAUGUGGAGGUCCUGAAAGGCGUGAGCUUCACCAUCGAACCCGGUCAGACCGUAGCCGUCGUUGGGCCAUCUGGAUGCGGGAAAUCGACCCUUGUCGGGUUGCUCCAACGAUUCUACGAUGUCGCUGAUGGGGCUGUGAAAAUCGACGGUCAAGACAUUCGAACUAUGGGAGCGGCAGACGUUAGAGGUCAAAUGGCCGUCGUCGCACAAGAGCCGAUACUGUUUGACGAUUCGAUUAAGAACAAUAUUAUCUACGGCCUGGACGCAGCUACGGUAACUGAAAGCGAUGCGGUGGAGGCUGCCAAGAAGGCCAAUAUUCACAGCUUCAUCGCUGGGCUGCCACUUGGAUACGAUACUACCGUCGGAGAUAAGGGGACGCAACUUUCUGGAGGACAAAAGCAACGCGUUGCCAUCGCCCGAGCACUCGUCCGAAACCCAAAAAUUCUCAUUCUCGAUGAGGCAACAAGUGCGUUAGAUACGGAAAGUGAAAAGGUAGUACAAGAAGCGCUUGACGCUGCCUCUGAGGGCCGUACCUGUCUGGUAAUAGCCCAUCGGCUGAGCACGAUCCGAAAUGCCCACAAAAUUGUGGUGAUGAGGGCUGGGGAGAUUGUUGAACAGGGCAAUCACCAAGAACUUAUCGCCAUGAAGGGAGCCUACUACCGAUUAGUGUUGCAGCAAGAAAGGAGAAGGCACUCUACGGAAGGGCCAAUCGAGGAGGAGAUCGUUUUGGAA